CCAGGACCUUUUCUCUGUCUCCUGAUUCUGCGCCCCUGAUUGUAGAGAUGGCUGCCACGCUCUGUGUGAACGUCCAUUCUCAGAAAUGGGAAUUAAUGACCUUCACUGUCCACUCAGAAGACAGAGUGAAGAACAUCAGUGAACAUGUCCGGUCUAAGACCAAGGUUCCCGUGCACGACCAGGUCCUCCUGCUGGGCUCAAAGACCCUAAAGCCCCAGAGAACGCUGUCAUCGUAUGGCAUCGACAAGGAGACGACCAUUCACCUCACCCUGAAGGUGGUGAAGCCCAGUGAUGAGGAGCUGCCCUUGGAAUUGGUGGAGUCCGGUAAUGAGGGGCAGAGGCACCAACUCCAGGUGCGAAGGUCCAGCUCAGUGGCCCAGGUGAAAGAGAUGAUCGAGACAAAGACUGCCAUAUCCCCUAAGAAGCAGGUUGUGACUUGCAAUGGAAAGAAACUGGAAGAUGGGAAGAUCAUGGCAGAUUAUGGCAUCAAAAAGGGCCAUUUACUCUUCCUGACGUACCCUUGCAUCGGGGGGUGACCACCCUGGGGAUGGAGUGAAAUCAGGAGCAAAAGACCUUAUUUCCUUUUGCUCCUUACUAGUCACACCCUUUGAAAAUUUCCCAAAACUAAUGAGAAAGAUAAAUAGCAAGAGAAGACUUGGAGUGGACUGGCGAGGAAGAAUGUAGGAUAUUUCUAACUCAUUGCUUCUUUCAUUCUAACAUGAUUGAAUAAUUGGCAAAAUUUUGUAUAACAUAUUAUAUAUAGAUAUAAUAUAUUAGAAUUUGAAGGCCUGUUAGAGACAGCUUUCAAAACCAGCUUGCAGUUUAAUCCUUCCCUGGUUCCCUCUGAUUCAUAGAAAAACUCCUAUUUCCUUUCCCAGCCAACAAGAUAGUAUGUUUUAGGUUGUGAUCCAUCUUCUUCUUCUUCUCCUUUUUUUUUUUCUUUAAUUGGAGUAUAGUUGUCUUUACAAUGUUGUAUUAGUUUCUGCUGCACAGCAAAGUGAAUCAGCUACUCCCACAUUCUUCUAGUUACUGUGUUUGCAUCUAUGUUUAGCUCAGUGCUUCUUCUAUCAUAUCACUGAAUAAUCGUUGAACCAAAUUGACUUUCUACUUACAGAGAAUAGUGAAAUGGUUUAUUAUGAAGUGAAUUAUUUACUGU
Eubalaena glacialis (North Atlantic right whale) is the source of this 1156-nucleotide messenger RNA. It is a transcript of the gene UBD, whose product is annotated as ubiquitin D. The record is from RefSeq and is a predicted model, not a curated record. Gene Ontology annotation, biological process: ubiquitin-dependent protein catabolic process; positive regulation of apoptotic process; positive regulation of canonical NF-kappaB signal transduction. Bases 48 to 536 code for a protein of 162 amino acids. Gene Ontology annotation, cellular component: nucleus. Lineage: Eukaryota; Metazoa; Chordata; Mammalia; Artiodactyla; Balaenidae. The transcript is spliced from 2 exons. Gene Ontology annotation, molecular function: protein binding; proteasome binding.